AUGUUCCGCAGAGUCACUCGUUCAUCUGCGAGGCUCGCAGCAGAGUCUGGCGCCCCGACCACCACCAACCCAGCCGAUCCUCCCCAACCCUCAAAUCCUCGUCCUGUCUCAUCCAAGAAACGUAAGGCCCCGAGCCGUCGAGCAUCCAGCCCCACCGACCACUCAGACGAGACGAACCCUGCAUCCCAUCGACGGGGAAAGAGACAGAAGUUGGCUGAGCCCCCGCAAGCUCAACCUCCAACCGCACAAAUCUCUUCUCGAUCAAGUAGGAGAAGAUCCGCCACCAACGAGCCGGCGAUGUCUAAUAAUGGGUGGGCCUUCAUACAUGAUGCCAUCGCCGAGGCGGCAGCUAAAGGGUCUAGGUCAUCUUCCAAAUACGCCGACGAGUCUCCGAAACAGAUAUCUUCAAAGUCGAGUUCGAAACGACCGCCUAGCAGAAAUAACAAGAAGACAUCAUCAGACGUUUCGCCUCCAACCCAAACGCCGCCCUCUCGCAGACAGAAGAAACGUUCGAGCAAGAAGGACCAAGAUGUUUCCAUGAAAGAAGACGAAGAGGACGAGGAAAAAUUUCCCAGAAGAGAAAAUGACACGCCACCACCUAAUCGUGACGACAGCGAGAGCAACGACGGAGACGACCCGAGCCUCAUGGAAGACGAUGAGGCUCCCGAUCCAUUCUCUGCAGCCUUGUUUGGCUCAGGCCGUGGGCCUCCCUCAGGAUUGUCAAGUACAUUACGAGCCUUGAGCGGAAUGAUGAGUGGAAUGUCAUCAAGACUGAGAGAUAUUUUGAACAAUCUUCGACAAGCAGACAACCCAACCAUGCAAAUGCUCGCUCUUGAGGAGUUGUCCAACUUGCUGCUGGUCUCCAACGAAGACAACCUCUCAGGGCAGUUUUCGCCAGAUCCUUACGUCAAAGAGCUCGUGGCCUUGAUGCAACCCAAUCCCGUCACGGGCGAGGAGAACCCCGAGAUGAUGCUUCUGGCUUGCCGUUGCAUUGCCAAUUUGAUGGAAGCUUUACGAGGCUCGGUUGCCAAUGUGGUUUAUGGUGGUGCAGUCCCUGUCCUGUGUCAGAAAUUGCUUGAUAUUCAGUACAUCGACGUUGCCGAGCAAGCCUUGAGCACGUUGUCCAAAGUGUCGGUCGAUUUCCCAGGAUCCAUCGUCCGCGAAGGUGGCUUAACCGCUUGUCUACAAUUCCUUGAUUUCUUCGCCACGGGUACGCAGCGGACUGCUGUUACUACUGCGGCAAAUUGCUGUCGUAACAUUCCACACGAUUCUUUCCCAGUUAUACGAGACGUCAUGCCGAUCCUCCUGAACGUUUUGUCAAGUCACGACCAAAAGGUCGUCGAGCAAGGCUGCCUCUGUGUCACUCGAGUUAUCGAUAGUUUCAAGCACAGCGCGGACAAACUCGAGCAAUUGGUUGACCCACCAUUGCUCCGAGCAAUCCUAGGACUGCUUCUCCCCGGUACUACCAACCUCAUUGGAACCAAUAUUCAUACCGAAUUUCUUCGAGUGCUUGCAAUCGUGGCCCGGGCAAGCCCUCGACUAUCGACAGAACUGCUCAAGAUGAAUGUCGUCGAUACAUUGUACCAGAUUCUUACUGGAGUUUCUCCUCCAUCCGAAACUGCGGGCGCCGCCUCCAAAAUUGACAGCGUCGUCAUUAUGCAAGCGUUGAUCCAUAGACCUCGGGAGCAAGUGUAUGAAACUUUGAACAUCAUCUGCGAACUCCUACCACACCCCAAACUUUCCAAGAACUCAGACUUCGAGUUUUAUGAGGACAUAAACGACGAUGUUUCCGAUGAUGAUGAUGAUGGAACGCGAGUUGGAAAGACAUCGCGAACUGACAAGAGGCUACAAUUGCUUGAAGACUGCAAAGAAGAGACUCGCCGAUUUGCGACAAUCCUUUUGCCCACACUGACAGAUGCGUAUUCCAGCACUGUGAAUUUGAGUGUUCGACAAAAGGUUCUGAUCGCUCAGUUGAAGAUUCUUUCCAACCUCGAAACCCGUGUCAUUGAAGAAGCGCUUCGACCUGUACCGUACGCAUCGUUCCUCGCAUCGAUAUUGUCUCAAGAGGAUCAUCCCACUCUAGUGAUGUUCGCCCUCCAAGCAUCGGAGCUACUCUUUGAAAGACUCGAAGACAUUUAUCAAUACCAAUUCCAUCGUGAAGGCGUUAUAGGAGAAAUCAAGAAACUCAGCAGCAGACCAUUGGAUGUCGACAAGAAGUCAUCUACCUCCACGAGAAGUGAUGGCGGCGGUGGGGUUGGCAGCAGCACAGAAAGACACGGCCGUCUAGGAAACGGUGGAGAUCUUGAAGGCGACCGCGCCAGACAUCAUAGUGAUGCUAGUGAUGAUGAUGAUGCGGAGCACGACGAGGGUGACGGCGAAGACGAUGAACACAGUGACCCAGAAGACGAUGACCAUGACGACGAGAGAGACGUCGAUGACGACGAAAUUGCCGUUAGACACGAUCAUGAUAUGGACGAUUCCCAGAGUUCUGAUUCGUCUGAGGAAGAAGAAAUGCCGUCUCCACUCGCCAUUGCUGGGAUCGCCGACUUGGUUGUGAUGCGUGCAAAGAAGUUCUUGGAAAAGUAUGAUACACCAAAGGGUAAAGACAUGAAGAACAAGGCUUCCAACAUUCGGGCUGAUCUUCACAAAUUGGCGAACGACAUUGAAAUGUUCUAUCAGCAGCCAAAUUCGGUGGAGAUGGGGAACGAGCUCUUCACCCGUCUCGCAAGUUAUUUCGACGGUGAUGCACUUGAGAGCAUCACCAGUUCAGAAUUGUUGGACUCCGGCAUCAUUCGCGUGUUGGUCAAAGUCCUGUCGGAGGAUCCGUCCUCGGCAUACAGCACCGCCAGGGCACAUCUUGUGUCAGCAUUCAUGGAAUCAACCAACUCGGGCAAAAUCAAGACAACCUCUGCAUCCUCAGCAGCUACGCCCUUCAGCGUGCUCAUACAAAAGCUUCAGGAUCUCCUCAGUCGUGCUGAACAUUUCGAGGUUCUCACUGUCAACAAUAACGCCUCUGAGAGCAGUCGCAGCAGCUCUACUUCCAUGCUUUCGCGCCAGCUCCGACUCAGAUUGUCAGCCGAUGCUGACAGUGACAUUCCUCUGACUUAUCGUGAGAUGAUCGUCUCCAUUCAUGCCAUUGCAACGUUCAAAGCAUUGGAUGACUAUCUUCGGCCUCGGUUCACCCAGUCCGACCGCCCUGCAUCUGCUCAGCGACGCCGUGACAUGCUUCAGCAGAUUGCAAAUGCUCGUCUCGCUCACCUCUCUGGUGCCACUGAAUCAGGCUUAUUGUCACCAUAUGCGCAGGGGUUUAUGGGUAAUCUACCUAGUCCUGGAGACACAGAGUCUCGUACUGGGCCUCGACUUUCGACUCGAAUGAAGCAGCAAACCGAGGAGAGACAGGGUUCUGCGGAGAAGAAACCUGAGAAGGCCGAGCGAAAACGAGUCACCCGACGCAGUCAGGCUUCUUCAUCAAACCAAGAACCGCCGCCGCCGCCGCCGCCGCCGCCUCCGGAGCCCAGUUCUGAAGCCACCCCCAACAAGCUUGAAUGCGCCGAUGAAAAAGUUCUGGAAGACGACGAGACACCUGAUGGUGAGGGUGCGCUCGAGGCAUUCGUUGACGGUCUUGAAGACGAUAUGUCAGAUGACGAUAUGCCAGAACCGGGAGCAGUGAACAUGGAACUUGGCUCUUCUGGAAAAGUGACAGCCCGUCAAGAGGAUGGCACGAGAGUAUUCACCCCUCAGCCUGGCACCCCUGUUCCCGGAGGCACUCGACCCCCGUCUUCGGCACAGUCUCCCGGACCAUCCCCAGCAGGAAGCGGUGGACGUCCAUCACACCCUGCUGCACUCUCGUCAACUCCGCAGGACUGGCACAUUGAAUUUAGCAUUGACGGCAAAAUUAUUCCCAACAACACUACCAUUUAUCGAGCCGUCCACCACAAUCGGGAUCAACCUCAAGACCUGUCUUCGCGUAGCAUCUGGUCCGGUGUCCACGCUGUCAAAUUCAGAAAGGUCCGAGGCCCUCCACCCAACCCAUCAACUCUGUCUGGAUGGAGCGAGCCAGAAAAGCAGGGCCCAAGUGACGGCCUACCUGCUUCCGUCGAUGGUCACCCAAUUACUUCUUCGAUUCUUGCGUUGCUCCGGAUCCUUCACGAGCUUAACGCGAAUCUCAACGAGAUUCAGGAGGUCAUUGGACGACCAGGCCUCAAGCUCUAUCCCGAGUCCUUGGCGUCUUUUAUCAAUACCAAACUGACCGCGAAAAUGAAUCGUCAGCUGGAGGAGCCAUUGAUCGUUGCCAGCAACUGCCUUCCAGAUUGGAGCGAAGACCUUGCUAGGUCCUUCCCUUUUCUGUUUCCCUUCGAGACUCGGCACUUGUUCUUGCAGUCAACUUCCUUCGGAUACUCACGGUCUAUGAUCCGCUGGCAGAACAGUCAAUCGGAGAGUGAUGACCGUCGUGACCGUCGAAGAGAUGACAGACCUAUGCUUGGCCGACCUCAGCGCCAGAAAGUGCGCAUUUCUCGCCAUCGGAUCCUGGAGUCUGCCAUGAAGGUUAUGGGAAUGUAUGGUGCUUCGCCGAGCGUUCUGGAGGUCGAGUACUUUGAAGAGGUUGGCACGGGUUUGGGCCCUACUCUUGAGUUCUACUCGACCGUAUCGAAGGAGUUCUCGAAGAAGAAGCUGAAAAUGUGGCGCGAGAACGACUCUGCUGAUAACGACGAGUUCGCAUUUGGAAAGAAUGGGCUUUUCCCAACCCCAAUGAGCGAGGCAGAGACUCAUACCGAAGGUGGCAAGAAGCUGUUACUCCUGUUCAAAGUGCUCGGAAAGUUCGUUGCUCGCUCCAUGCUUGAUUCUCGCAUCAUCGACAUCUCCUUCAGUCCUACCUUCUUCAAAAUAGGGGGCAUAUCAACUGCAGUACCAUCGAUUGGGUUAUUGCGCACUAUUGAUCAAGACCUGGCCAAUUCUCUGUCUCAACUGCAGCAAUUUGUCAAGGCCAAAACAAAGGUCGAACUUGAUCCAUCAAUGACAAAGACCGCGAAAGCGCAGGCAAUUGAUAAUCUCACAAUUCGUGGUGCCAGAAUUGAGGACCUCAUGCUCGACUUCACUCUUCCUGGCUAUCCGGGAAUUGAACUGAUUGAAAACGGGUCCAAUGUCGCCGUGACUGCGGACAACGUUGAGACGUACAUUGAAAGAGUACUCGAUAUGAGUCUAGGAAGUGGAGUUCGGCCUCAAAUUGAAGCCUUCCAAGCCGGAUUUUCCCAGGUGUUCUCGUAUUCCUCCUUGAAGGCAUUCACCCCUGAUGAGCUGGUCAUGCUGUUUGGACGCGUCGAUGAGGACUGGUCUAUUGAGACCUUGAUGGACUCUGUUAAAGCAGACCAUGGCUUCAACAUGGACAGCAAGAGCGUCAAGAAUUUGUUACAGACAAUGUCAGAGCUCACCGCUUCUGAGCGUCGUGACUUCUUGCAAUUUGUCACUGGCAGCCCCAAACUUCCAAUUGGAGGUUUCAAGAGUCUCACACCCAUGUUCACUGUGGUCUGCAAGCCAAGUGAGCCUCCUUACGCGUCGGACGACUAUCUUCCCAGUGUGAUGACUUGUGUCAAUUAUUUAAAGCUUCCCGACUACACUUCGCAGCAUAUUUUGAAGGAAAGAUUAUUUGUGGCUAUCCGUGAGGGUCAAGGAGCAUUCCACUUGUCCUAA
This is a messenger RNA of Rhinocladiella mackenziei CBS 650.93, 5688 nucleotides long. RefSeq lists its product as uncharacterized. Lineage: Eukaryota; Fungi; Ascomycota; Eurotiomycetes; Chaetothyriales; Herpotrichiellaceae. The transcript is spliced from 2 exons. The coding region runs from base 1 to 5688 and encodes 1895 amino acids. The record is from RefSeq and is a predicted model, not a curated record. Gene Ontology annotation, cellular component: nuclear speck. Gene Ontology annotation, molecular function: ubiquitin protein ligase activity. Gene Ontology annotation, biological process: proteasome-mediated ubiquitin-dependent protein catabolic process; protein polyubiquitination.